Messenger RNA from Passer domesticus (house sparrow), 557 nucleotides. It is a transcript of the gene TAF13, whose product is annotated as TATA-box binding protein associated factor 13. The record is from RefSeq and is a predicted model, not a curated record. Gene Ontology annotation, biological process: transcription by RNA polymerase II. Bases 50 to 424 code for a protein of 124 amino acids. NCBI's taxonomy places the organism in Eukaryota, Metazoa, Chordata, Aves, Passeriformes, Passeridae. Gene Ontology annotation, molecular function: protein heterodimerization activity. The transcript is spliced from 4 exons. Gene Ontology annotation, cellular component: transcription factor TFIID complex.
CGCGGGGCGGGGCCUGGCCGCGGAAGCUGUUCCGGGCCGCCGGGCAGCCAUGGCGGAUGAGGAGGAGGACGUGCCGUUCGAAGAGGACGCGGAGGACGCCGGCGGGGGCCUGGACGGCGGGCAGGGCAGGAGGAAGCGGCUGUUCUCCAAAGAGCUAAGGUGCAUGAUGUAUGGAUUCGGAGAUGACCAGAACCCUUAUACAGAAUCAGUGGACAUUCUUGAGGACCUGGUAAUAGAGUUUAUCACUGAAAUGACACACAAGGCCAUGUCCAUCGGGCGGCAGGGUCGGGUGCAGGUUGAGGAUAUUGUCUUUCUGAUACGCAAGGAUCCCCGGAAGUUUGCCAGAGUUAAAGACCUCCUAACUAUGAAUGAAGAACUGAAACGAGCCAGAAAGGCCUUUGAUGAAGCAAACUAUGGGUCUUGAUUCUGUGCACCUGCUGCCCCGUAAGAAGGAAGAUCAUGUAUUGUUUGGAAGGGUUUUGUAGGAUGGUCACUGCUGGGAUGUCUGCCCUGCCUCACAGCCUUUUCUGAGAAAUAUUAGAGCAGCUAAAACGUUA